This is a messenger RNA of Histoplasma mississippiense, 1431 nucleotides long. RefSeq lists its product as hypothetical. Lineage: Eukaryota; Fungi; Ascomycota; Eurotiomycetes; Onygenales; Ajellomycetaceae. Gene Ontology annotation, molecular function: protein binding; ubiquitin protein ligase activity. Gene Ontology annotation, biological process: DNA repair; mRNA splicing, via spliceosome; protein ubiquitination. The transcript has 5 exons. The record is from RefSeq and is a predicted model, not a curated record. Gene Ontology annotation, cellular component: Prp19 complex; U2-type catalytic step 1 spliceosome; cytoplasm. The coding region runs from base 1 to 1431 and encodes 476 amino acids.
AUGCUGUGCGCAAUCUCCGGAGAAGCUCCACAGGUGCCUGUUGUUUCACGAAAGAGCGGUAAUGUUUUCGAGAAGCGUCUUAUCGAGGCAUACAUCUCAGAGAAUGGCAAAGACCCAGUUAGUGGAGAGGACCUUACUGUCGAGGACCUGGUAGAACUCAAAACCGCGCGCAUAGUUCGACCACGUCCGCCUACCCUCACAUCUAUUCCGUCCCUCCUAGGCGUUUUCCAGGAAGAAUGGGAUGCGCUCGCACUCGAAACAUAUACUUUGAAACAAACUCUGGCUCAGACUCGACAGGAACUCAGCACAGCCCUUUACCAACAAGAUGCGGCCGUCAGGGUAAUUGCAAGACUGACAAAGGAAAGAGAUGAGGCUCGCGACGCCUUGUCGAAAGUAUCUGUCGGUGCAGGUCGCGUUCACAGCAAUGGCGAUGCUAUGCAAGUAGAUAGCACUGGGCUGCCACCUGCUGUUAUUGCUAGGAUAGAAGCUACACAAGAGCAAUUAUCGAAAACACGUCGCAAACGGACUGUUCCAGAUGAAUGGGCCACAGGAGAAACGAUACAAGAGUAUAAACCGACGGAUAGCUCUGAUGCUAUCUACCCAGGCGGGAAGUCCUUAUCCCUCGAUCAAUCCGGUAAUCUCGUGUUGGUCGGAGGUGUUGAUGGAGUAGCUGGGAUAUAUUCACUGGCUGAGAAGCGGAUAGUAUCGUCGCUGAAAGUUGACGGUGCUGUAACGGAUGCAGUAUGGAUAGGGGACAAAGCGGCUGUUGCGACUUCGACUGGCGCAGUGAAGAUAUUUGAGAAUGGCACGGAGGUUGCCAGCUUCAAUUCACAUGCUGGCAAAGUAACUUCACUGGUAACGCACGCUACGGGCGACAUCAUUGCGUCUGUGGGCGUGGAUAAAAGCUAUGUUCUCUACGACCUUGCUGCCAAUUCUGUCAUCACCCAAAUUUACAGCGAUGCUGCCUUAACUUGUGUUAAAUUCCACCCUGAUGGCCAUCUUGUCGCUGCUGGUGGUACCGACGGCCAGAUUAAAAUUUUCGAUGUCAAAAGCGGAACAAGGGCAGCUAAUUUCACGGCCGGCGGCCCACUCAAGGCUCUGUUCUUCUCAGAGAACGGCACGUGGCUAGCAUCUGUGACUGAAAACUCUUCAACAGUUUCAAUAUGGGAUUUGCGCAAGUCGGCGGAGAUCAAAGUGCUAGAAACGGGAAACCGCGUAGAUUCCAUCAGUUGGGACUAUACUGGACAAUUUUUAUUGACUGGCGGGCCGAAUGGAGUGACGGUACAGCAAUAUUCCAAAGCAUCCAAAAAAUGGUCAGAGCCUCUGCGAAGCGCGGUACCCACGGUUGCAGUAGAGUGGAGAAAAUCGGCUCAAGGGAUUGUGACGCUGAACGGCGAUGGCGUCCUUACGGUGGUGGAAGCAAAGCCAUGA